Molecule: messenger RNA, 972 nt
Organism: Fonsecaea nubica
Lineage: Eukaryota; Fungi; Ascomycota; Eurotiomycetes; Chaetothyriales; Herpotrichiellaceae
Exons: 3
Coding region: 1-972 (323 amino acids)
Source: RefSeq, a predicted model, not a curated record
AUGGCCAAGCUCUUGACCGUUGUGGGAGCCACAGGCACUCAAGGCCUUUCUGUCAUCAACGCCGUACUCGCUGAUGGCAGCUACAAGGUCAGAGGCCUGACCCGCAAUCCCAGCAGCGACAAAGCCGCUGCGCUGGGCAAGCGUGGUGUUGAGGUAGUCAAGGCUGAUAUCAACAACGAGCAAUCGCUGGUUAAAGCAUUUGAGGGCUCGCACGCUAUCUUUGCCAUCACCGACUUCUUUGAACCUUUCAUUGCCUAUGGUCCCGACAAAGCGGUCGAGAUGGAAGUCAUCCAGGGAAUCAAUAUGGCCAGAGCUGCCUCCUGCAUCACUAACCUCGAACAUUACAUCUGGAGCACACUACCGAAUUGCAAGAAGCUGUCGAAUGGCAAAUACGUUGUGCCACACUUUGAGGGCAAGAAUUGGAUCGAUGACUAUAUCAGAUCUGAUCCAGCUUUACUCGGCAAGACGACCUUUUUCUGGAUCACCUGGUACGGGAAUAACUUUGGCUAUCCAAUAUUCACACCGAAUUUUUUGAAAACCGCCAAUGCAUACAUCCAGCUAUCCCCUGCUCAGCCCGACACGCCAAUCAAAGCCAUCGGCGACCCGUACAAGAACAUUGGGGUCUUUGCCCACUCCAUCCUCCAGCACCCAGACCUCACGCUUCAUGCCCAGGGCCGCUUCGUCAUCGCCUACAGUGAAGACACCACGACUGGGAAACUGCUCAGCGACUGGUCCGAGCUCACGAGCAAACCGGCCGCGUACGUCAAAACAGCUCUGGAGAACUUUAGUGCCGUCUGGCCUAGGUUAGGGCUGGAGAUGGGCAUCAUGAUGGCCAUGUGGAACGAAUUGAGAGACCAGAGCUGGAGCGGCGAGGAGGGCCUGUUGACCAGGGAAGAGUUGGGAAUUGAACUGAGCGAGUUGACAACUGUCAAGGAUGCUUACAAGGCGAUGGGCUGGGAUGUGCUGUUGUAA